AUGGAGGAAACACUAAAUUCAAGGAGACCUGGUCCUUCCCAUGAAAAGACCGAGAACAAGAGGCAACAUGAUCUCGUCCCCUGGGAUAAGCGCAGGAACGAGGCGCCAUCAGCACCUCUCACUUGGUUGAACACCUCUAAGACAAACAUUUUGAUGGAGGUUAAGGAUAUGAAAGAAUUAAAGUGGCCUUCAAGGAUGAAGUCGCCCCCUGACACAAGAGAUAGGAGCAAGUAUUGCGAAUUUCAUCGAAAUCAUGGACAUACUACAAAGGAUUGUCAUGCUUUACAGCGAAAAAUUGAAGCCCUUAUCAAAAGAGGAUUUUUAAAGAAUUACAUUGGUCAUGAUAAACGACCAAGGAAUGAAUGUGACAAUCGAAAAGAGCCUGGGGUCGGAAGCAAUGCUCAACCAACUGCCGGAACCAUUAAUAUUAUCAUUGGGAACAUAGCAUCCGGCGGAGACACAAGUAGUGGGCGAAAGCAGUAUGCCCACCAACAUGCUCAUACCCUAAGAGAAUCCCGUGAUGAAGUCAAAUACAUCACUUUCGGAGCAAGAGAUUUGGAAGGAAUAUCAUAUCCUCAUGACGAUGCCUUGGUCGUCUCUGUGGUUGUGGCUAACUUUGAACUCAAAGUAGUAAAAACUCCCCGACAAGGAUUUGGUGGUGGAGUCAUUAUCCCUGAAGGUAUCGUCGAGCUCCCGCUUACAUUAGGAACUGGUAGUACACAAGUGACGGAGAUCACUCCAUUCCAAGUGGUUAAUACCCCAAUGGCCUACAACAUUAUUCUGGGAAGACCCCUACUGAACAAGAUCCAGGCUAUUGUGUCAACUUUCCACCUCACCAUGAAGUUCUCCACAGGUCAUGGCAUCGGAGUAGUUCGAGGAGACCAAACAGCGGCUAGACAGUGCUAUGUUACUAGCAUCCGAGGAAUGAGUGCUGACAUCAUGCAACUCGCAGACCUCGAGCUCGAGCCAAGGGGUAGAUUGGCCCUCGUUGAGGAAUUGGAAGUGGUCGAGCUCGAGCACGGAAAAGCCUUCACUAUUAGUCGGGAUCUCAAGGCCAACCUCCGGGAGUAA
This is a messenger RNA of Olea europaea var. sylvestris, 1071 nucleotides long. RefSeq lists its product as uncharacterized. NCBI's taxonomy places the organism in Eukaryota, Viridiplantae, Streptophyta, Magnoliopsida, Lamiales, Oleaceae. Bases 1 to 1071 code for a protein of 356 amino acids. The transcript has 2 exons. The record is from RefSeq and is a predicted model, not a curated record.